AUGUCAAACGCUAGGCGUAAGGAGAGCGUUCACAGCAAUUCUCCUUCUAGUGAGAUCUCCAACAAUGAACUGGCUCGUUUAAUCACCAACCAAGGUAAAGCAAUGCAGGAUGAAGUAAACAAACUUCGAAGCGAUUUGCGCGAAGAGAUAUCCAGAGCACUAACUGAAAUAAAAGCAGAUCUGGCUGAAGUUGACUCGAAGUUAGGUUGUAUGCAGAAGGAUGUCAACGAUAACUCUGAGGCAAUCGCAAGGUCGAAUUUAUCGAAUGAUUUAAUCAUCAGUGGCGUCCCGUAUACUGAGAACGAAGAUCUUCUACACUACUUCCGAUGCUGGUGCAAAAUUAUGGGCUAUGCUGAAAACUCUGUUCCAUUGGUGGAUAUACGCCGGUUAACCAGAUCACCGCCAAAAGUUGGAAACAGCUAUUUCAUCUUGUUGCAAUUUGCUAUAACCAACCAACGAAAUGAUUUUUUCUUAAGCUAUCUGCGGAAUCACUCUCUGAAUCUGAAUCAAAUUGGAUUUCAAACCAGUAAGCGGGUUUAUGUUAAUGAGAAUCUGACACCAACCACGAGGAAAAUCAAAUCUAUGGCAAUCGAAAUGCGGAAAGCCGGGAAGUUAGUAAGAGUGUCUUCACGUGAUGGGCAGAUUAUUGUCAAAGUCAAAGAAGGUGAAAGGGACGUGAUCAUAAAAACAGAGGAGGACUUGCGACGAGUUGGGAAUGCUGACAGUUAA
This is a messenger RNA of Armigeres subalbatus, 729 nucleotides long. RefSeq lists its product as uncharacterized. The coding region runs from base 1 to 729 and encodes 242 amino acids. The transcript has a single exon. Lineage: Eukaryota; Metazoa; Arthropoda; Insecta; Diptera; Culicidae. The record is from RefSeq and is a predicted model, not a curated record.